This is a messenger RNA of Rhododendron vialii, 675 nucleotides long. RefSeq lists its product as uncharacterized. The transcript is spliced from 3 exons. The coding region runs from base 1 to 675 and encodes 224 amino acids. The record is from RefSeq and is a predicted model, not a curated record. Lineage: Eukaryota; Viridiplantae; Streptophyta; Magnoliopsida; Ericales; Ericaceae.
AUGGCUCUCUCCCUGUCAGGAUUCAAGUCCAUGCAAAUUUGGAAUCAAGCAGCAAUUGCCAAGCAUAUAUGGUUCAUUAUCUCUGGGGGAGAGCAGUCUAUGUGGUGUCAGUGGGUCAAAUCUUACUUAAUUAAAGGGAACAAUUUCUGGAAUUUGAGGAUUCCAAGUGAUUGCUCUUGGGUUUGGAGGAAGCUUUUGAAUCUUAGACCCAAGGUGCAGCCCUAUAUUUUUAGAGUGCUAGGGAAUGGUCACUCUACUUCAUUGUGGUAUGAUAACUGGCAUCCCUUAGGCCCUUUAAUUGCCAAAUUUGGCCAUAGAGUUACCUAUGAUUUAGGAAUAGCAAAAGAGGCUACUAUGCCUCACAUCAUUCAUAACUCUAAGUGGUCCAAGCUUCAUGUUUCUUGGUCCUCUAGAACUUGGAAUGAUUGGGUCUCCCUUCUCACAAAUUCAAAGGGCAAAUCUCUCCAAACUGUUAUCACUAAAUUGGGUUUUACAAUCACAGUCUAUCAUGUGCGGAUUGAAAGGAAUGUGAGGAAAUUCAAGGGGAAUCCAUCUACUUGCGAGGUAGUUGUUCAUAAAAUUUGUUCAAUGGUGAGAGCAGGGAUUCUAUCCUUACCCAAUCUUCAUCAAAUUCAAGCAGAUCAUGUUAAUGAGUGGCAUUAUGCUGGAAGUUAG